AUGUCUCCUAGUAAUGGGAAGUUUCUAGAUUCUACUGAGCUGAGCCAGCUAGAUGACUCUUCCAAGAAUGAAAUGGUAACUUUUCUUGAUAACGAAACAUCGAAACAAAAAGUUCAGAUGUCCAUACACCAAUUUACUAAUACUUGCUUCAGAAACUGCGUUGCAAGUGCAAAUAGUAGCAGUUUAUCUCCGCAAGAAGAGCAGUGUUUGGCUAAUUGUGUCAAUAAUUUUCUAGAUACAAAGAUUAGAGUUGUAAAAGGCCUUCAACAUGUCAAGGAAUGA
Messenger RNA from Kazachstania africana CBS 2517, 282 nucleotides. It is a transcript of the gene TIM8, whose product is annotated as protein transporter TIM8. NCBI's taxonomy places the organism in Eukaryota, Fungi, Ascomycota, Saccharomycetes, Saccharomycetales, Saccharomycetaceae. The transcript has a single exon. The record is from RefSeq and is a predicted model, not a curated record. Bases 1 to 282 code for a protein of 93 amino acids.